AACUUUCUCUCGUCUCUUCCGUUCCGUUUCCUUUCCCUCUCCGAAGCAAAUUCGAGUGGUAACCCUUAACUCCAUCAGCAAGAAAAAUCGGGAGAGGCAGCGAGCGGCCGGAGAGGCAGUGACAGGCGGGCGCUCGCGAGGCAGCGAAGGGUUGCACGCUAAACAGUCGCUGACUCGCGAGAAUGGUGAGUUUGGGGAACGAAGCGAGUCGGCGGAAUCAGAGAAAAUGAGCUCCGGCAAUAGCUCUGUGAGCUUCCGCAUGUGGAACAUGAACCGACAAGCCUAAGCGGAGCAGAUCGCCACAGGAUGGCCUGCGUGGCUGAGCAAUGUGGCCGGAGAAGCCAUUCAUGGAUGGGUGCCCCUCAAAGCUGACUCUUUUUUGAAAUUAGAGAAGAUUGGACAAGGUACAUAUAGCAGCGUUUUUGGAGCUGGUGAGGUUGAUACAGGAAUAAUUGUUGCCCUAAAGGAGGGUUAUCAUCUUGUCUAGACCUCAAACUCACUAAUCCACAGGUCAUGCACAUUCUUUGAAACUAUUUCAAAUAUAAAAUAAACAAAAAAUAUAUCGCAGAAGAAACUUGACCAAGGACAUAUUUUGUAGAUCAAAUGUUAUAUGCACCAGUUACUCUCUGAGCUCGAACAUUGUCAUUCACACAGUAUCAUUCAUGGUGAUAUCGAAUGUGCAAACCUCUUAGUUAACAAUGAAGGGAUUCUAGAGGUCUCUGAUUUCGGUUUAGCUAACACUUGGAAUCCUGAUUUGUGGAGCGUUGGAUGUGUACUUGCAGAACUUUUUCUUGGCAAGCCUCUUUUACAAGGAAGAACUAAGGUUGAGCAACUACAUAAAAUAUUUAAGCUUUGUGGUUCUCCACCUGAUGAAUUUUGGAGGAAUUCUGACCUACCUCAUGCAACAGUUUUCAAGCCUCAACGACUUUAUGUAAAUUGCAUCAAUGAAACGUUUGAGUGUUUACCAGAUGGUGCAUUAAGGUUGUUGGAAACGUUUUUAUCUAUUGUGCCCAAUAACCGUGGCUCAGCUUCCUCUGCCCUUAGUUCUGAGUAUUUCAGGACUCGGUCGUAUGCAUGUGAACCAUCCAGCUUACCAAAAUAUCAGCCCAACAAAGAAAUUGAUUCAAAGGAUGAUGCUGCUGUAGGUGAAGGUGUCUCAGAGAGCCUGGCUCCAUGUCAAGGACUACAAACACUAAUCAUAUUUGUUAAUUUCAAAAUCGAAUUUUAUGUUAGGACAUGUGAGUUUGAGAUACUCACUGACCUAGAGGGAUCUUUUCAUGUUACUCGUUGUGCUUCUGAAAUAAGUAGGGAUGCAUUGUGUCACUCUUUUGUACUCCUUACAUGACUGGUUUUGCUUAAGUUAUAAAAGUUCUGUUUGGUACAGAGAUGUCCUUUU
This is a messenger RNA of Zingiber officinale, 1396 nucleotides long. RefSeq names its product protein IMPAIRED IN BABA-INDUCED STERILITY 1-like. NCBI's taxonomy places the organism in Eukaryota, Viridiplantae, Streptophyta, Magnoliopsida, Zingiberales, Zingiberaceae. Gene Ontology annotation, biological process: protein phosphorylation; positive regulation of transcription elongation by RNA polymerase II. Bases 611 to 1345 code for a protein of 244 amino acids. The record is from RefSeq and is a predicted model, not a curated record. The transcript has 6 exons. Gene Ontology annotation, cellular component: cyclin-dependent protein kinase holoenzyme complex; nucleus. Gene Ontology annotation, molecular function: cyclin-dependent protein serine/threonine kinase activity; RNA polymerase II CTD heptapeptide repeat kinase activity; ATP binding.